AUAGAGGCUGUCACAGUGGAAGAGGAAGAGGGGAUACAGGCUGUCACAGUGGAAGAGGAGGAGGAGAUAGAGGCUGUCACAGUGGAAGAGGAGGAGGUAGAAGCUUCGAUAAUGAAAAAGGAGAAAGAGGCUAUCACAUUGAAAGAAGAAGAGGAUAUUGUAAUGAAAUUAGAGGAAGAACCUUUUAGAGUGAAGGAGGAAGAGGAGGCUAUCUCAGUAAAAGAGGAGGAAGACAUUCUGGGAGUGAAAGAGGAGGAGGAAGGAGAGGAAGAGGAGACUGAAGAUCGGUAUAGCACCGAGGAGAGGCGAAACGGAUCAGAGGACCAAUACGCGGCGUGAUGGCGAUGGGAGUCUUUCAGCUGAUGCUCGUUGCGUGACGUAUAAUCUAGUGGACGGGACACUUCUUCAACAAGGACGACAGGGCUACUGAUUAAACCACAUCGGUUGUUCGCUAGCAAACAUAAAACCGGUCAUAUUUAGACCAUUUGUGUGUAUAUUAACCUCAGUGUUUUAAACACACUGUUUACUAGUUACUUUAAUAUUUACGUUGUCAGCUAGCUAGCUGUUUUAGUUAGCACUAGGAUAGUCUAACGUUCCCGACCAUGAGUUCACUAUCCUACUCUCCACCUGCUAAAGAAGAGGAGGACUGCUGGACGGAGAAAGAUGGUCCAGUGAAAGAGGAGAAGGAAGAUGAGGCUAUCACGGUUAAAAAGGAAGUAGAGGGUGAGGCUGUUACAGUGAAAGAGGAAGACGUUUCAGUGAAAGAGGUGGAUGUUACUGUUGAAGAAGAGGAAGACGCGUUCAGGGUGAAAGAGGAGGAGGAUGCAGUUGAAAAGGGGAAAGAGGAGGAGAUUACUGUCACAGUUAUGGAGGAGGAAGAAGAGAAGAAUGGAAAUCUGAUUAACACCAGAGAGAGACAAGACUCUCACUCUGACAGCGAAAAGUGUCUUUCAGAAGAACCAGAGACGUCCAAACCAGCAAGACGACGCCACUCUUCCCAGUGUGGAAAGAGUUUGACCAAGUUAGGGAGCCUUAAAAACCAUGACAGGACACACACAGGAGAGAAGCCCUACCAAUGUUCCCAGUGUGGAAAGAGUUUUACAAGGUUUUGGAACCUAAAAGAACAUGUGAGGACACACACAGGGGAAAAACCUCAUCACUGCUCCCAGUGUGGAAAGAGUUUUAUCCGGUCAAGCCACCUGAAAGAACACAAGAGAACGCACACAGGGGAGAAGUCUUAUUACUGCUCCCAAUGUGGAAAAGGUUUUAUCCAGUUAAUGAAACUGAAAAUGCAUGAAAUGACACAUACAGGGGAGAAGCCCUACCACUGCUCCCAGUGUAAAAAUAGAUAUGUUUCAUCAGGAGCCCUGAAGUCACAUAAGAGAACACACACAGGGGAGAAGCCAUACCUCUGUUCCCAGUGUGGCAAGAGUUUUAGCUGGCCAGGGCAACUGAAAGAGCAGGAGAGGACACACACAGGAGUGAAGCCUUACUAUUGCUCCCUGUGUGGAAAGAGUUUUACCCAUUUAGGGAACUUAAAAAGACAUAAAAGAUCACACGCUGUAGAGAAGCCGUAUCAAUGCUCCCAGUGUGACAACGUGUUUUUAUCACCAUGGGACCUGAAAAACAUGAGAGAACACACUCUGUAG
Oncorhynchus gorbuscha (pink salmon) is the source of this 1649-nucleotide messenger RNA. RefSeq names its product zinc finger protein 239-like. The coding region runs from base 603 to 1649 and encodes 348 amino acids. NCBI's taxonomy places the organism in Eukaryota, Metazoa, Chordata, Actinopteri, Salmoniformes, Salmonidae. Gene Ontology annotation, biological process: negative regulation of transcription by RNA polymerase II; regulation of cytokine production; regulation of immune system process. The transcript has 4 exons. The record is from RefSeq and is a predicted model, not a curated record.